UCUCGUUUAUUGCAAAUAAAAUAAAAAAUCUGACAAAUACGAUCUCUUCCGAAGUCUUUUAUUUAGCAUUUCUGAUCAUGAGUACUGGUAUAAUUGCCAUACUUUCCAAAACUUUGCACGGAUAGUUUUUGUAGACCCAUCAUUUUUGCCGAAAAAUCGCCAUUUUUUGUGUAUGUGCGAUUGCGCGGACUCUUUUUUCGGAGUCUUUUUCAGUCUCAAUUUCUUACUUCCGGAAACGCUGUUUUUGGAGUUCGUCUAGACUGAUAUAAUAGUCAGCGCAUAUAUCAAUUGAGCUAUUCUGACUAUAAGAAUAAAUGGUAUAAAUUUGAAGCAGAUUGUCAAAAUCAAGUUUACUUAUUUUUUGUAGUUUUUUUUUUUUUUUUUUUGUGAAUUUCGACCCUAGGGCAGGGGUGCCCCUAAAAAAAUCCUAUCUUAAAUUAUUCCUUACAUCCCAACCUAUCAAAAUAUCACAAUUUUAUUUAGGGGCAGGCCUGCCCUGAAGGACUUCUAGGCCAAAAUUCAUACAAAAAUCAACGCUUUAACGGCCAAAAUUGUGUUUCGGCCAACUUUGGAGGUUAAUUGUAAAGUUGUAAAUAAUAAAUUUUAGUUGUAAAAUACAAAUUUGAAAAAUAUAGACAUAUAUACGGUAGAAAACAACAAAUAAAGAUUGAUUUUGAAAUGUCAUUUUUUCCGGGAAAUUGUUGUCUUCUAUAGGUCAAUUCUUUUGUAAUAGUGAAUACAUCCUUUGAAAUUUAAAGGUCAGGUUGGUGAAAUGGAAUGAAUUAAAAGCUAACAUGUAUACACCUAACACGUUAGUGGCGGGUAACUUGUAUAGACAAGUUCAUUUGGCGGAAUUCGGGAAUUACCACGAAUGAAGAAUUCUCUCAUGUCUGGCUCAAAACUCUGGGUAAUCUAUCCUCAGUACUUGGGAGGAUUAAUUUGGGGUUACCUCAGCGGUACCUGAGGGACCAGCUUGAUCUUUGUGGGUACCAAAGGCAAGUUUUGGGGCCUACCCCUGGGGGUAUUAUCCCCAUGUUGUUGUUGUAUUCCAGGGGAGGCAGGUAAAGAGUUAGGGCCCGAGUCAGAACUUGAAUUCAUUCAUUUGAUGUGGCACUCACUCUUGUUGGUACCAAGAGGUCUGUUCCCACCACAGUCACCUGUGGGGGCGCUAUCGCGCCAAGGAUCUAGGGAGGUCAUCCCGGUAGGCAGGUAGUGAUUCCCUGGGUUCCGCCGGGGUAUUUACAUCUAUGUAUAAAUAGAUUGUGACAAAUAUUUGCCACAAAAUGUAAUCAUUGUUUCACAAUAAAUGUGUAAAAUUAAUAUUUGUUACUAUUCAUUGCAUCUGGGAUUAAUCAGGUAAAAAAUAAAUUCUUUACAAGGAUUGGCAGAACCAACAGUAAUUAUCAGUAACAACAGUAAAAAAUAUCAGCAAAUAGAAAUUUUCAGUACCAGCAGUAUAAUAUCAGUAAAUAUCAGAAAUUAUCAGUAAAAAGUGGCAUUAUUUAGGCCAGUAGUGGCGGCAAUAACUCAAAACAAAAGUGUGUGUGUGUGUAUGUUGGUGGAUGUGGGAUCUUUACCUUUUCGUACUGCUGCAGUUUGAAAAUUGUGUUGUUUUGGUGAAAAUGUCGUCAGAUUAGAAAAUAAAAUUGAAUCAUCAGGGAAAAGUUAGAAUAUUUUCACCAGUUCAUUGAUUUGCAAUUGACAGAAACAGAUACACCCUGAGAGACACUACAAGACGUAGAAGACCAAUGUUAUGUAAGAAUGAUUUAAUUGUUAAUGAUAUUAUUGAUUAUAUGUGUGGAUUAUACUUUAUUUUCAGAAUGUCGGGGACCUAUAAAUCUGUCUAUCAAAGGUUUUCUACCAUACGUGCAACUUGAAAAAUUAGUUGAAAGCCCUAUGUUAUGUGAUAUAAACAAGAAGCUGUACCAGUAUCUAAGGCCCUACGUCUAUCUAGACUGCGCAACUAAAAUUGGUCUCCAGUACAUCAGUACUACUUCUGAAGCAAUGAAUUCAAAGACGACCCUGUUUCUUGUUUCACUCUUGUGUAUGAUCAUCUUUACCAGAGCGGACUCUCCAAAACCAAAGACCUUCCGCCAUGACUACGUAACCUAUAAAAAUGUAUGCCGGGAAAUGGAUUGGGUUCCAAAGUGUGAUUGUCAUAAGGAAAUUAAGGGAGGUUGUCAAGGAAAGUUUGUGGCAUUUCAUGCUAUUCUAUCUAAAAGAUUGAACAAUAUACCUGUGAACACAAUCCUCAAAUUUGGAAAUGUAUUGACCAAUGAGGGAGGAGGGUACAAUCCAUCAACAGGAAAAUUUACAGCACCGGAAGAUGGCGUCUACUCGUUCUCAUGGACUUACUGUACAAACAAAGGAUCUAAUGUGUAUGUAGUUGGGGUUGUGGAUGGCACAAUUCGCGCAUAUAUAUCCAACCAUGGUCAGGCAAACAAUUGGCAGAACACGUCAGGACACCUCGUCAUGAAAUUGAAAACUGGAAAUCAAUUCUGGAUUAAAACGUACGCUUCAACAUCUAAAACGAUACAUGAAAAUUACACGUUCCUUUCAGGCUACAAGUUGUCUGGCUGUUGAUAUAGUAAUAAUAAAAAUACCCUCGAUA
Saccostrea echinata is the source of this 2611-nucleotide messenger RNA. RefSeq names its product complement C1q tumor necrosis factor-related protein 3-like. The record is from RefSeq and is a predicted model, not a curated record. Gene Ontology annotation, molecular function: protein binding. The transcript has 3 exons. The coding region runs from base 1777 to 2583 and encodes 268 amino acids. NCBI's taxonomy places the organism in Eukaryota, Metazoa, Mollusca, Bivalvia, Ostreida, Ostreidae.